This is a messenger RNA of Mollisia scopiformis, 1573 nucleotides long. RefSeq lists its product as uncharacterized. The coding region runs from base 367 to 1110 and encodes 247 amino acids. NCBI's taxonomy places the organism in Eukaryota, Fungi, Ascomycota, Leotiomycetes, Helotiales, Mollisiaceae. The transcript is spliced from 3 exons. The record is from RefSeq and is a predicted model, not a curated record.
CGCAGGACGUCUGGCCCUCUUCUGCAAGUACUAAUGCAGCCCAAAUGAUUUACAAUUUUCAUUGCGAUGUCCCGUCACCCAAUGGGUAGCCCAAAGUUGGGAAGUGAUGUAAGUGAUACUAGGAUUCUCUUUAGCAGCGGUAACACAGUCGCUACUUCCCUUAGAAGCGAAAAAAGCUCACUAGUAUAUGUACAAUAAUUCUUUCCAAUACUUCGACCCUUUUCUUUCAAACACACCGCCGUGUCUUUUCAUUCAACUCCGAUUGAUCCUCUAUUGGCGAAUGGUGCCUACACGUUGCAUACUAAACGCGCUUUUUACAAUAGACUCAUUCAUUAUCUGAGUCGCAUUCGCUUCGUCUCAGGCGCCAUGGCAAACAAUUCCUACGAUCUCGGAUUGCUCCAUGGAAAUAUAUGGCGCCAAUGGGCGGAUUCGAGUGGCCACAUAUUCUACCAAAAUCUUGUUACUCGAGUGAUGAGUUAUGAAAUUCCCGCUGGCUGGGAAGACGCUGCAGGUGACUUGUGGGCAAUUGAAUUAACUAAGACUUGGCCGCAAUGGAAUAAUCAACGAACUGGUCGUGCGCGCUUGACCGACCCCAAUUCCCCACCGCCUGCCACUUACCUCGAUGAUCGCCACGUCGCAACCCGAAUUUCUGUUCUGACAAGAACACCCGAUUCGCCCGAGCCUUUGUAUAGACGAAUGAUGAGUGGGAUUCUGCAAUGGAUCUUCACGUCCAACGAGGGAUUUUCAGUGCUGCAGGAAGACAUGGCAGCUAACCUGCGUCCUGACUUCACUGUUUUUAAGCUGCUUGCAAGGCCUGGCGGAAGUGCGUACGAGUACGACUUCCUCUUGGGCGAGACGAAAGUCCCUGGAGAGCCUUGGGAUUCAUAUGCAGAUCAUCUGCACACUGUGUGCGCUAAUAAUGACAACGACACGAAGAAUGUUUCUCCGCAAUGGCGCAAAUUAUUGAGUGGUGAUAACUAUUUUACACCAGAAUACCUUCGCAUUUAUCCAGAAGAAAGAUUUCCUAAUCCAUCAAGAACCUCCGAACAACACGACAUCCGACCUCAAAUUCAAAAACAUCGGCACAAGCUUCCCUCCCGGGAUCCAUGAAUAUCUCCAAAUGCAUUUGGAGAUAAGAGGCCCAUUCCUCUAAGGACUGCAGGUAUUGCGAACCAGACAUUGUCGAUUGGAAUCCUAACAUACAAACCUCCCACAUGUUUUCCUCUUGUCUCAUACAGCAGCGCGUAGGGACGAGCCAUCCAUCGACUAUAACAGAUUGUAAAGUUUUAGAUUCAUCGCGGAAACGAGAGCGGAUGAAGAUAUUGCAGAUUCGAGCCGCGUUUUGCUUUAUGUAUCGGCGCAAACUGUGGCAGACUUUAACAAGAGGUAAAACACAGCUCGAGGUGGGAAGGCUAGUAAUAAUCUCGAAGAGAAUUUCGGGGUGCAUCGAAGUGAGAUAGUCUUUCUUUGCUAUGGCUUCUAUCAACUGGGUUUGCCGAGGGUUCAUCGCAAGUGGCGGCCGUAAAUACUAGUAGCAAAUGAUUUUUUUUAUUAAUUAUACGACAAAAUGGCG